Bactrocera oleae (olive fruit fly) is the source of this 2085-nucleotide messenger RNA. Lineage: Eukaryota; Metazoa; Arthropoda; Insecta; Diptera; Tephritidae. The record is from RefSeq and is a predicted model, not a curated record.
CAGCAACAGACGCAACAUCAGCGCGAACGUGAACAUCAGCAGCAGCAGGCGCAGACGCAGCAACAGCUACAACAACAUGCUCACAAUUUGACACAACAACUGCAGCAGCACGCACACAAUUUGUCACAACAGCAGCAGCAGCAAAUGCUCAGCGUACAACAGCAAUAUCAAGUGCUGCCGCAUCAGCCACACAAUGCGACAAGUGAAUGAUACAGCCAGUAUUUGGGCUGGAAUUAUGGGAACAUGUUGAACAGCUCAUCAACCUCAACGACAGCAACAGCCGCAGCCGCUGCCGGUGCUACUGCCGCAGUCACUGCUGCAAGCGCAGCUCCAGCAAAUCCUUUUCUAUGGAAUGUCGAUGAACUUACGUCAGCGCCGCCGCCGCCAUCACAACCGCUCUCAUUGGCACUGGCGCCGAAGCCACAUACCAACACGCAACAACCACAGCAACAUUUACCAAACUUUGCGCAUGCGCCACCCUCGCAACUACCAUUCAAUAUCUAUGCGCGCGCAGUCAAUCAGCACUAUGGCGGCCACACAGCCGCAAUGCGUGAGCGGAACUUCCAUUUCUAUAAACGUGGCGAGCAAUUCGCCUACGAGCGGCAGCAACAACAAUUGGAACGUCGGUUGCAGGUUAGCGAACGCAAAAGUGAACGCAACAAUGGCAGCAGCAAUAAUAGAAACAAACAAAACAAAACGCUUGCGCAGGCCGAAGAUGACCCAAACGAAGCCAUAUUGCUAAGCAACGACAGCGAUGACGAGGACCUCCCAGCUAGUGGCAAAAUGAAUACGGAUUACCACAUUGCUGUGGAAAAAUAUCUUAAUUUUGACGAGGCCAAUAAAGAGGAAAUAAAAGUAAAUCUCAGCAAGCGGGAACAGAUCAAAUCGGAUGCAAUCGAUAUGGCAGCAAAAGUAAUAGAGGAAGAAAAGGAGGAGCUGGAAGCGAUUACCGAAACAAAAUGCCAAAAAGAGGAGAGUAGCAAUUUCCAAGAACUAAUGGCCAUGAACAAUAAGUGCAAUAACGAUGACGCCACUCUCACCAACACAACCGUAACCAUAACACCGGCCCGUACUGAGCUGGGUAAUGAAAAGCUUAGAGAUGCUGCUGGCUGCGAAAAUGUUGCGCAGCAUGUUGCACAAGUAGCGCUGCAGUAAACAGUUGAAAAAGUGAACACACAUAUACAAACAAACAUAACUGAAAUUUCAAACAUACACACAAUUGAAGUUACUCAUACACAUACAAGUGGCACAUACACUUGAGAAGAAAAAAUAUGAAACAAAACACUUUAGGUAACUCCUUCAACAACACCAUUAGUAAGCCAAGUAGUAUUUGUCAAUUCGCUGAAUAAACAACAACAAAAAACACUCUAUACCAACGGCAGCAAAUAUGCAAAACAAUGGCAUAUUUGUAUUCAUUAGAGCGCAAAAUCGCAAAUCACAAUUGACGUGACAUUAGAAAAAAUGCAUAGGCGAGUAUGCAUUUAUUAGUGCAAUUGUCGGCGUAAAUCGCAAUAACAUUCACAAAGGUUUCACAUUAGAUGUAUCGAUUAGAGUUUUAAGUGUUCAACACAAUUAUAAGUAUUUUUCACAAAACAAAACAAAAACAAAUAUUUACUCAAACAUCUCGAUGUGAUUUCUGUGUAAAAACAUACAAACAACAACCAUUAGGUUUCACAAAAAUUUUAAAAAAAUACCAAAAUUAAUCAUAAUAAUAAAGAAAAUAUAUGUAUACAGAGAAUAGACGAGUUCUAUAGAGCAAAAUCGAUUGCGUGAGUUGGCAGGACAAUUUAAGAAAAUAUUCAACCGCAAAAGAGGUACCAGCCAAAGGAAAAUCUAAUUGGUGCAUUACAAGUUAUGCAAUAAUAAAAAGAUGGCAGUUUUGUCUCAUGUAUUCCAUUUGAAGAAUGUUAAAUUUUUCUUUGACAAUUAGUUAAAAUCAAACCUUAAAUACAAAUAAUAAAGGAUGCGCCAUUAGGACGGAAAGUGGGACAAUUUGAAAUAUCUAGGCGGUAUUUAUUUUGAAAAUGCUACAGUGACUUUUGUCACUUAAAAUGCAUGUUUUUAUAAAACUUUUUUUAUACAACG